Daldinia childiae is the source of this 1254-nucleotide messenger RNA. RefSeq names its product putative c2h2 finger domain protein. The record is from RefSeq and is a predicted model, not a curated record. The transcript is spliced from 3 exons. The coding region runs from base 1 to 1254 and encodes 417 amino acids. Lineage: Eukaryota; Fungi; Ascomycota; Sordariomycetes; Xylariales; Hypoxylaceae.
AUGGCGUCCAAACAGAACGGUACUGGCACCCCUCAUCUAAGAUGCGCAAAGUGUAUGGCCGCAUUUGCCGAUCUGCGCGACCUAUACCUUCAUCAGCAGAAACGGGGACACCUAGCUUGUGGUUCUUGUAAGCAGUCUUUCCAUGAUAUAAAUGCCCUAAUCAAGCAUCGAGAAGAAAACCAUAAAGCGGAACAAGACCUCCCCUGUCCCGGUUGUGGUACGAAGUUCGUCUCUGCAGGAACAUGGAUGCGCCAUAUCGAAAGGGGCGAGUGCCAUGCAAUCUUUCCUUCGGAGAUAUCUGGAAACAUUGUCCAAGCCGUAGAUUCCAUUACGAAGGCCUUAGGCGAAUCCAAAUUCGAGGAUGUGGACUACACCGUCAACCCGGGCAAAUCGUUUACUGAGAUCAGUGAUGUCUGGGGAGACGAAUGGAAAAAGGAGCAGAGCCUUGAUGCCCGAGACCACCCCGAGCGAUUUCCGAGAACCGCACAGCAGGAGUUCUACCAAGGCGGCUCGAAGCAGACAGACCUGCUGACGGGAGAUGAUGGAGCCAACCUUGAACAGCGCCCAUUCAAUGCUUGGGCUCAGAAGAAGAAUCUAUUCCCGGAGAAAGCAGCAGAUCGCGCUGUACCGCCUCCACCGUCUCUCCUUGAGAAUGUGACGAGACCGUCCUCCUCAGCCCAGCCUACUGGAGAACGCAUCACCAACCCGGACAACCCGGGCUUCAACGCGGGAUUGUUUUGGAAUCCCUUAUUGGGAAUUUUUAAAUGUCCCCACAAGGAUAAUUUUAGCUACAAAGAAUGUGGCUCGAAGCACACUACUGCACAGAGCUUGAUCGCCCAUCUAAAGUCAUCUGCGCAUACUAGUACUCGUUUUCAAUGCCCGGGAUGCACAAGUGUAUUCACAUCCGGCAGUGGAUGGGUUCAGCACGCAGAUUCUGUAAACGAAAAAAAGUGCCGUAUUCGAAACACGGGCUUUUAUAGACAAGUGCUGAGCACGGCUACCAAGGGUGCGUUGAGCAUCGAUGACCUCAUCAAGCUUGAGAAUGAUACGGCAAAGGUGAAGUUUGAUGAUGACUGGGCCACAUCCAAGCAACGUGGUGGGCCUGGUCCUGUGCCAGGCUCGGAGGCGUGGGUAAAGGAGAAGGAAGCUGGGGUCUCCAAGUCUCAGUCAGAUUCGGAGAAGUCUCAGCCAGGCCCGAAGAAGUCCCAAUCUGGCGCAGGAACGAAAAUUACCCACGAGGAGUACACAUGGUAG